Molecule: messenger RNA, 9483 nt
Organism: Varanus komodoensis (Komodo dragon)
Lineage: Eukaryota; Metazoa; Chordata; Lepidosauria; Squamata; Varanidae
Gene: WASF2
Product: WASP family member 2
Exons: 9
Coding region: 2954-4429 (491 amino acids)
Biological process (GO): actin cytoskeleton organization; positive regulation of Arp2/3 complex-mediated actin nucleation
Cellular component (GO): cytoskeleton
Molecular function (GO): actin binding; Arp2/3 complex binding; protein kinase A regulatory subunit binding
Source: RefSeq, a predicted model, not a curated record
UUGCUAGUGUCGUGCGAGACAGUCCACUAUGGAGAUGUUUGUAUAGAGAUAAUGCUCCAACUUGAUAAUGAUAUUGUAGAAAAAAGAAUGUCCCCCUCUUCAUUUUUUAUAGAGUAAGGCUAGAGUACAGCUGGAAGUUUAAGUAAUGUGUUCUUACUUUAUUUAUUUAUUAAAUUUGUAUAAAAGUGGCCCGUUAGCAUCAUGCUGUCUGGGUGGCCAUUACAGUAAAAAUGUCAAUAAUAACAUUAAAUAAAACAGUAUAGUUAAUAUUGCAAUAAAUAAGAUAAACAAUAUAUGUAUAUUCAGACAAAAAUGUAAAUUAAUAAGACCAGUGCUGUCAGUGGAGAUGUUUUAAGUCGUUCUAUAGGUCCAUUGAAAAGAAAAGCUUUGUUAGGCACUUAAAACACAGUAAAGUAGGUGCUUGACAAAUCUAAUGGCAGGGCGUCCCCCAGUUGGGAUGCCACCACAGAAAAGGCCCUCCUUGCAACCUCCCCCUUAUCCUCCCUAAGAAGGAGGACUUGUAGGAGGACCUCCAUCGAUGAUGAUCUCUCUGUAAUCUAUUUCAAUGUGACAAGUGACAUAGUGAUUCUCCUUGACCCUUCUUUUUCUUGGCUGCUGCUUCCUCUUUUGUUUGUUUUAUCCCCUCUUUUUGACAUUUAUCUUUUUCUUCACAUUAGUACUACUGUCGUGUUUUUCUUGCAUAUUUAUGUUGAAGUGUUACAUUAAAAGAUCGGAAUGGUGCGUUCUUGGAAGCAAUGGAAUUCCAAAAUGGAAUCCCUGGAUUAACCCAGCAACUAGCUUGGUGGUGGUGGUGGUGCUGGUGGUCAUCAUUGUCACUGAGCCAGAUUGUAGUUGCCUUGCGAUCAGUUACUUGCCACCAGGUUUGACUAUAGCUUCAUGUCCUUUUCCCUUGCGACUUGCUGCCCCUCAUCCCUUCAUUUUCUUGUAAUAACAAAUUUAGUUUUAUUAGCUGUUGUAGCUUUUCUUCAUAGCUUAGCUCUUUCACACUUCGUAUUUCAUGAAUAUGUAUUUAGGUUAUUUGCGGAUAUUUCCCACAACUGUGCAAUGCACACUCAGGUAAACUCAGAUGGAGUUCAUAAACCUGGUCCAUCCUCACAAUCUCAAUUACUUUUUAUCUGCUCUUAUUACUAAACUCUAGAACAAAACAGCAGUUCAUGCUCAGGACAUUGCAAGGGCUUGGUGUUCUUCUAGUGACUGUUGAGGAGUUCAACAAGAAACUGUUGCACAUUUUCUUUCUUUUCUUUUCGCCUUUGCUCUUUGUUUAUAUUCAUUUAUUUGAUUUCUUUUCAACCUUUGGAUUCCAAAGGAUUUUUUUCCAGUGGCUUCCCAGCAGUCCAGAGUGUGUCUUAUGAAUGCCUCAGUGGGGUCAGGCUGUGAGUGUACAGUUGCCCAGAGUCCAUUGCUGUUGAAAUUGCUAUCCAGGUCUCUAGUCCCUUAGAUGAGAGCUGUACAAAUAAUUGUUCUGCUGUGGUGUGAGGGAAAUGUCACUGAUAAAGCAAAGUCAUGCUUUGUGUAAUGCACUAUUCUUGGCAAAAAAUGGCCUUUUAAUACCAAGGCCUGUUUUCCCCUAUAAUGUUUAGAGAUGCAUGCUCUGUUUUUUGUAGAUGGCAUUGUGCAUUUUCCUCCCCUGUCCCUGGGCAGCCAGUGUGGGGAAGCUUAGCAUGUGAGGCAUAUGUGGAAAAACUCAACAUGAUACUUAGCAACACUAAAUGAUCCUUGGCAUUAUAGAGAACUCAGUACAAGGAUCCCCUUAAACAGGAAGAGAAUUUUCUAAGUGGCCAUGAACGGCCAAGCCAAUGCAACUAUAGGGAUAUUACAUGUAAUUGGUUUUAUUGUUUUUAGUGUUUUAGCAUUUGUAAUAUUGAUUGUUUGUUGUAAGCCGCCCAGAGUGGGAUGGUGUAACUUAGCGACCUGUAACAGCAUGGUUUGGACCCAGUGACCUUCUUGGCCUCUUUUCAACUCUACUAUUCUAUGAGUCUAGAGAUUCUUGUUGGGCUCAUGGGUAGCAUAUAAAUUAAAAAUAAAUAUUGGCAUAGAUUCCAUGUUUCCAGUACAGAAGAAGUUUGUGUAGGAAAAACCAUUAAGAUGAAGCUGCCCUUAGCCUGAGUUAAGUUCAGAUCUGAGUUUAUCAAAGAACAUAGUGCAUGACUUUGACCUUUUAACCUGUUUCCUACCUAUAAUCUUAUAGGUAAACAACCCUGCUGUGUUAACGCAGCUGAGUGAAAGGCUGCUUUCUGUGCUGAGAAGUACUGCAAAUUAUCUGAGUAUUAAAAACAUAUCUAGAAGUGUGUCCAUAUUGGAGAUUGUGCUUACUGAUACUGCAAGCUGGCUGACCUCUGCAGUACCCGGGCACAAGACAUCCCAUUAAGAGGUGGAUAAAUUCCUGUCAAGAUUUCCUGGCUCUUUUUGGCUCUGGCUGUUAAUUUCUUGAGGUUUUUGUAACCUCAUGUUACACAUAAAACCUUGGAUGCUGUUCUGUGCCCUCCAGAUCUUGAACUCCUCUGCAGUAGCAGGUCAAAUUUGGAAAUUCAGAUUUUUGGCUUGGGAGGUAAUUAGCAAAAGCUAAUAUCUGCUUCAUUCCCUUAACACCCUGAUAGAAAAGCAUCCAGGAAUGACUCCUGGACCUCAGAGAUAAGCUGCCAGCUGCCACAGAGACUAUAAAAGGGUGGUUCAAAGUCAAGCUCAAACAGCUGACUUUAAAAGAGAGAGAGAGAGACUUGGUUUGUUGUUGGUGGUGACAGGAAGCCGUGCUCCCCAAGCAAGCUGUCAGCUUCCUGCUUUUAUUUUCCCCCAUGCUAUCCACAGCAGAUCAACGUCUUUGUCAUAAGACAUCUGUCUCCUCCGGCAGAGUUAUUCACCAUUUGACCUAGGCGGGGGUCCCUCCCUUGUCUUCAUUAGCCCACAAAUGAACACCGCCUGAAGCUGGUCCACCAUGCCAUUAGUAACAAGAAGCAUUGAGCCAAGGCACCUGUGCCGCCAGACAUUGCCCAAUGUUCCAAAUGAGCUGGAAUGCGUGACCAACAUCACCCUGGCAAAUGUCAUUCGACAGCUGGGCAGCCUGAGUAAGUUUGCAGAGGACAUAUUUGGAGAGCUUUUCACUCAGGCAAACACCUUUGCCUCUCGUGUGAGCUCUCUAGUUGAGAGAGUUGAUCGGCUUCAAGUCAAAGUCACUCAGCUGGAUCCCAAGGAGGAAGAAGUGUCCCUGCAAGGCAUUAACACAAGGAAAGCCUUCAAAAGCUCCACAACUCAGGACCAAAAGCUUUUUGACAGAGACUCUCUCCCUGUGCCUGUCCUUGAAACAUACAGCAUUUGUAAUAUGCCUCCACCUCUUAAUAUCCUCUCCUGCUACAGGGAUGAUGGCAAAGAAGCACUUAAAUUCUACACAGAUCCAUCCUAUUUCUUUGAUCUUUGGAAAGAGAAAAUGCUGCAGGACACCAAGGAUAUCAUGAAACGGAAGCAUAGGAAAGAAAAGAAAGAUAAUCCAAACAGAGGAAAUGUGAAUCCUCGGAAAAUCAAAACCCGGAAGGAUGAAUGGGAGAAAAUGAAAAUGGGACAGGAGUUUGUCGAGUUAAGGGAAAAGCAUGCCCCAGGAGGGUACCCAGCUAAUAUGGUGUAUCAGAAUGGCAGCAUAGGCUCCAAUGAGAGCGUUGAGGCCAACUACUGCCCUCCCCCUCCGCAGCCAGAUUCAGUGUCUUCAUCACCCCCUCCGUUUACAGACGAUAGUCUACCACCACCACCAAUGGAAUUUAGCUAUCCAGCACACAACCAAAACACUUCUGGAGGGCUGAAGAAGCCCGGUCUGGUCAGCCCAAGCCACCCUCCACCAGCUCCACCCAUUAGCUCACCACAGGGGGCCAGGCCAGGGUUUGCACCGCCUCCUGCGCCACCUCCGCCACCACCACUGCUGAUAGGCACACCGCCUCCACUCGAAGGCUUCCCAGCUGCGGGCAUCCCACCGCCACCCUCCCCUCCCUCGUUCCCACCUCAUCCCGGUUUUGCUGCCCCUCCUCCACCACCCCCUCCAGCCUCAGAGUAUGUGGCUGCCCCUCCACCCCUGCUACCCCCGACAGGCGCUGGUGCACCGCCCCCACCCCCGCCCCCACCCCCUCCUGGUCCCCCUCCUUCCUCCUUUGCUGGCAUGGAUGGUCCAGAGGCGCCUCUUCCGCCACCAGAUUCAGUGUCCUCCAAAGCCAAGUCCUCAUUGCCGGCUGUCAGUGAUGCUCGGAGUGACUUGCUUUCUGCUAUUCGCCAAGGAUUCCAGCUCCGCAAAGUAGAGGAGCAGCGUGAACAGGAGAAGCGAGACGUGGUGGUCAAUGACGUGGCAACCAUUCUUGCACGCCGUAUUGCGGUGGAGUACAGUGAUUCUGAGGACGAUUCGUCAGAGCUCGAGGAUGAGUGGUCUGAUUAAGUGCCUGCCUGCUCUCCAAGCUGUGAAAGGACACUGGAAGACAGAAGUCCACAUAGCAUCUUAAAUUGCCAAAACAUGUUUCCACUUUUGUCUCUCAUCCAGUAACCAAAGAUCAGUGCACCAAGCUUCCAAAACCUCUUUUUCCCUCCCCCAGUAGUGGAACUUGUGCCUUUUUCCCAACAAGAAGAAAAAUGAAACUAACCCCAGAUCUCCAGAUUCUCAGGGUCCUAUAAAGAAAAAAAAGUAUGGCUAAAGAUUUCUCUUGGAUGUGGAGGAAACAAUUUUUGUAAGACUUAUAAAUGUAGGUCACUUUGUAGCCGAGAAGUGUUCUUUAAGAUGUCAAGCAUCUUGAAGGGCAGUACCCCUAUAGACAGUGCUCUUUUCCUUUACAGUUAUAUGUCUGGCAUUGUUAAUACUCGGCUGUAAAGUGAUGACUCGUUAUUCAAAUUGGGAAAUGGGCCUAAAUUAAUAUUUCUAUCCCACCCUAGAAUGCUACCUUCAAAACCUAAAGUUGAUGCACAGAACAGUUGGGGUCUUCUCAAUAGUGAUCCACCUCCCCCACAAGUCCUGUUAUGGCACUGUGUGCUCCUCCCAAGACUAGCAAAAAUGACCCAGUUGGACUCGCUCUUUUUGAGUAGUUCCCAUACUUCCAGGUUCUCAAUAAAUUGGUGAGAACACGCCUCACAUAAGACGCUAUUAUGGGCAUGCAGCCAUUGGAGUUGUAGGCUCUCGGUCCAUUUGGGGAAUAUAAACAGAUCAGGUACCUUUUAAAAUUAUAAAGAGAGGACACUUUAUGCUAGAGACUGAACAGCAGCAAAUUAAGCCAUUAUUAGCUCAAGCGCUCUACCUCUCCUGAUAUCAGAUGGGGGAUUUCAGGAAUAAAAGGUAUCUACUGAUGGACCCAAGCUGGUCAUCCGUAAUAUCUACCCAGUCUGCCUUACUAGCUUGUUUUAACCAGUACCCUGGUUUUAAUUAGUUCUGAGAUACCUUAACAUUUCUGUUAAUGGAGAAAAUCUUCAGAUCCCUCACCCUCGAAUUGCAAGGUUGGUUUAUGGAGAGCAACUAUUACAAUGGAGAUCUUAAGUUUUACUUUAAUUAAGCACCACGCAACAGUGUUUGAUAUGCAUGCCUCUUUCUAGAUGGGCCUUUUAAAAUAGCUUCUGUGGGUUUUUUUGGCAGAAUAUCAGAGGGCAAGUCCGUACAUUUAUCUGGGGAUCCUGGUUACUGGAAUGAUGCUGGCUGCUCCCAUAAUGAGGAUUAUGGGAUUAUGCAUGGCAGUCAGAUGUACUUCUGCCCGUUUUUCAGUCUGAAAUUAUUCGCUUUGCUCUAUGCUUUCUCACCAGGAUGUACCUUGUAACCACUUGCAAACACCAAAGGAAAGAUCCUAAUGGCAGACAGGUUACCUUGUUUCUUUCUGCCUUGAAGUUCCACAUGUUUAUUACUUGUCCAUUUUUAAUAAACUUAGAACUUCUGAUGCUAGGACACAACCCAAGCAUAAUGUUGUGUCCAACCAAGGGACCAAAGUAUCAAAAGCAGGCUCAGAUUUGUCUCAGCUGGAAGUGAGGGUAUGGAGAGAAUCCAUGUCCAGGCUACACUGGGAAGCUCCUCCAGACAUUCCCUGUUGUGGGUCUGGUGCUUCUGCGUGUGGCACUGGGCAGCCUUAAGCAUAUUAUUUUUGUGUGGGAAGAAAAAAUGGUGAUAAUGUCCUUUCUGGGGGAUUUAAAAGCCUUAAAAAGCACUCUUAAAUCUUAGAACACAAGAUUCUUACUGGGCUCGUUUGCCUCUCUUCUGCUCUGCUCCUCAUAAGGAAAACGUUAUUUUAGAGAGUAUGGUCAGGGAAACUGGAUGCUGCUGUCACAUGUAUCCUGGGAAGUGCUGUAUCCACUGUGACGUGGCGCACAGAGUUUAUGUUCAAGCAGUAGCAUCAGCAGCUGGCCUGGAAUGGGGCGAAGUGACCUUAGUCUGUUUUGUACUGUGCCUUGUUUCUCUUCCUGGAUUGCACCCAAACCUGCGUUAGGGUUCAGAGCGGGUACUUGUGUGGCGGGUUUCUUAGUUGUGUAGGGACAAAUGGGACAUCCUGCAGACUAGGAUAAGUAACGGUGGUUACCCAUGAGUACCCCGGUGCCAUAAUUUCAUACUGAGGAUUAUGGUGGUUUCCCAUUUCCCACGUACACUGGGUAACAGCUUCACUUGAGCUAGUUAUUGAGUGAACAUACACGGGGCAGGAGGGUGUUGGUGCAAAUCCUUGUGUAAUGCAGAGUGAAAAGAGCUGCUCAGCAUCCUGUUUAGACUUCUGGAAAUUUGAUAGCGGUCCUCUUUCUGCUGCCCUUCAGACAUAAAUUUAACACGCAUGCGAACACACGCAAGUUUUCAGAAUAAAAACCUUCCUCCUGAAUCUCAGUGGGACUUGCUUCUGCCCUGUUCUAAAGAGUUGGAAUGAUCUGCUUUUACACACCGCUUAAAGCAGGUGCCCUGAAAGAAGAAACUGGUUGUGGUGAUUGUAUCCUUCAGAUGGCAGGGCAAGCUGGCACAAGUUCUGACCAGCCAAACUAGUUGCAUGCUAUCAGGCAUGUAAUGGGCCCUGUCAAAUAUGAGCACCCCAUCCCUUUCUUGCAGUUCCAGAUGGGUAGUAAAACAAGUUUAUUGAGUCCUCUUAUGCAAAAUAAAGUCCUGGGAUUAUCUAGGACUGAAGCUGCUAUUUGCCAGGGAUUAUCUCCAAAGUAAGCUUUAUUCAGUCAUUUUGACUAGAAACUUUUGUCAACCAGGGGUAUUGUGUGAUUCUUGACAGUUGAUUUACUUUGGGGUGCUUGAAUUCUGCUUAGCAUUAGCUGCAUCCUAAAGAAGAGCAAAAACGGCUAGUUGGUUAAAGCAAAGGGUAGGGCUAUGCUUGCCUUUUCUUUCCGUUUUUCAGGUUUCUUGAGAAAAUAGGUUAGAAAAUUGGUUUGCAUUCCAUGUGAUCUCCAUCACUUGCUCUGCCUGCAUUGUUAUUUUUACUGAACUUUUUUUUUUUUACUCAAAGGGGUGGCCCCCUUUUUAGACUUUUUCUGGCUUUGGUUUUUAACUAUUCUUUUUCAUUGUUCUGUGCGCUACUUCCAGGCUGCAGCUACAGGGUGCUGGGUCCAAAACCUCUUACAGUCAUUGAACUUUCGCUGCUUUCCUUCUCCAUCACACCUGACCGAACCCAGGGUGCAGAGCCCUUAAGAGUUACCGGAUACCACACUGGUGUACUAGCAGCCCUUGGGGAAAUCCAGGUCGCAUGCCUGGGCUAAGGGGACAGUGCCCUUUAACAGACUGUCCCUGCCUUCAGAAACUCUCAAGCAGUGUGGUGUUUGAUUUCUUUUGUAUGUAAUUUUUUAACAGAAUCUUGAAGUGUGGGGAGAGCUAAGGGUCUGGGGUUUUGCUUUUUUUAAUUGCCGCUUUUAACAUUCAUUUAAUUGAUUUCAAAAACUAACUUUUUUUUAGAAUGAUAGAUGAUUUGUGUAAGUGCCUUAUUUCAUACUACAGUUAUAUUUAUAAAAAUAAUUAUUUCACAUGUAUCAUGGGGUGGACCCAAACAAAAGAUUGAAUAGUGAAGGAAGCCUCCUUUUUUCCAAGUAUGCACACCUGCCUAUCCCUAAAUAGUUGGUUGAUAGUGAAGAGAUAUCAUUGCAUGUUCCCUGGUGUUGGUGGACGAAAACGGUUAUGACCGGGGUGACUUUGCUCGUACCAAUGGGAAAGGCUGUUUUUCAGACCCAGAGCUGGUUCAUAUGCCCUUGACAACUAAUACAGUGGUGCCUCGUAGUUCAAAUGACUCUUAAUUUCAAACGAUUCAGAGUUGGAACGUUAGGAGUCAAGAUAAAAUCGCUCUGCAGUUCGAACCAUGCUUCUAAGUUGGAACAGUGAGCAAAGUGGAAAAAUACGGUUGCAGCAAAAAUGUCAUCAGUUGUGUGGCCAAGUCAAAAAAAUAUUACAGUAAAAGUCACAGUGCCAUUAAUCCCCACCAAAAUACUCACCUUUGCUUUGAAUAUAGGUGCCCCGUUCUUGCCACUUUCUGAAGCAGUUCUGGAAGUCUUUUUUUGUGAGUGUCUUUAGUUGUGCUGUUGUGGAUUCGACUUGAAUCAAUUUGUCUUCAUAAAGAGGCAAGAACGAUGGGAUGUGUUCAAAGUGAGGGGGAGUAUUUUGAGGGGAUUAAAGGCAAUGUGUCUUUUACUGUAAUUUUUUUUAUUUAAACAUUCAUCAUAUGUUUUGAUCACACCUCAUAUAUAACCUUGAACUUAAUUUGUUUGGGAGGCUGUAUUUGAUGUUUUAAGUGUACCAGAAUAUUUAGGGUUUGGGAACUAACUGAUUCACUUUCCAUUAUUUCCAGCGGGGAAAAUUGAUUCAGCGUUCAGAUGGCCUCCUGAAAUGAAUUACGUUCAAAUUAUGAAGCACCACUGUAUUGUGAUCUCCCACGUACAUGUUUUCUCCUGUCUGCUGGAUGUGAACCAUGCAGAGUAUAAGUUACUCCGUGCCCAGGUCCACAUGUUACCAUAGGCCUGCCUUCCCCAGCUGGGUGCUUUCCAAAUGUUUUGGACACCCAUCAGCUGCAACUAGUGUGGCAAAUGAUAUAUUCUGGAAGUUGAUUGUCCAAAAUAUUUGAAGGGCAGCAGGUUGGAGAAGGCAUUUGUGUGAACUGGCCCUUAGGGUAGAUCCAAAAAAUGUGAAUUUACCAGAUGAUACUGUAAGGACUGCACACUUCUUCAGUUCUGAGGCCAGUAACAUGUAUGUUUGCUGUACAACCUGUUUGUCAGGUGCCAAAUUCUAAUUUGGGUCAGGAGGGGGAAGUAGCACCUUGACUAAAGUAAUGUAACUUUCUUUUGGGUCUUUUGUUCCAAAUUUGGCCUUCCUUGUUCAUCUGACUGUCUCUGCAUUUCUUAAUCCAAACUUUUUUUAAAAGCAUUGCAUUUAUAAUCUCUUGAGUCUUGUGUGUCUCUCUCUUCUGGAGGGAUUUUUUGUAAUGUAUGUGUACAUGUGAUUAAGAAGAAAUACUUUUUACCAUGUAAACUUUAAAAAAAUGAUAAAUAUUUUCUGGCCAA